UUUAAACAUUCCUUACUCUCCUCUCUCUCCUUUCAAAAACCCUCCCUCCCUCUUCACUCUAUCCUCUCUACCUCUUCUAUCUCACUCUCACUGUGUGUUUGCUUGUGUUUGAGGAACUCACCACUCUCUUAAAGUUCUCACCUUUUGAGUUUGAGCUGGUACAAAAGACUUUUAGCUUCAGGAUUUGAAGUGUAAAGCUCAAGAAUUUACCCAGAUUGAACAAGGAAAAUUUCACUUGCCGAGAAAAUGGUAGGACCAAACUUCAUGGACGAGAUUGACUGCGGAAGCUUCUUCGACCACAUCGACGACCUCCUUGAUUUCCCUGUUGAGGACGUCGACGGCGCCGCCUCCUCCUUGCCUUCCGUCGCCUCCUCCGCCGCUGCUAACUGCAACUCGCUGGCUAGCAUCUGGCCCGCUGAGUCAGAGUCAUUUCCCUGCUCCGACUCGGUGUUUUCCGGCAACAGCGCUUCGGGCCUGUCGGCGGAGCUCUCUGUUCCGUAUGAAGACAUUGUCCAAUUGGAAUGGCUAUCCAAUUUUGUGGAGGACUCAUUCUCUGGUGGCAGCCUCACCAUGAAGAAAGUGGAGCAGCCAUCAUCAUGCACCACAAAGGAGGACUCAGUGCAUAACCAAUUCCAGACAUCAAGCCCAGUUUCUGUCCUGGAAAGCAGCAGUUCCUGCUCCGGUGGGAAGACCACCACCGCUCCUCGCAGCCCUGAGAUUCACAUCCCCGUGCCAUGUGGGCGUGCACGCAGCAAGCGUCCACGCCCUGCAACCUUCAAUCCUCGUCCUGCCAUGCAGCUCAUUUCCCCUGCUUCCUCUUUUGUUGGGGAGAACAUGCAGCCUAAUGUCAUCUCAACCAAGGCCUAUUCUGAUUCUGAGAAUUUUGCUGAGUCUCAACCUGUUAUCAAGAUACCAAAGCAAGCUUGUGGGGAGCCUAAGAAGAAAAAGAAAACCAAAAUGCCACUUCCAGUAUGUCCAGCUGAUAGCAAUCAGAAUGCUUCACAACCGGCUAGGAAAUGUAUGCAUUGUGAGAUAACUAAGACACCACAGUGGAGGGCAGGGCCAAUGGGGCCAAAAACACUCUGCAAUGCAUGUGGUGUUCGCUACAAGUCCGGUCGGCUCUUCCCGGAAUACCGGCCUGCUGCAAGUCCAACUUUUUGCCCAUCCGUGCACUCCAAUUCCCAUAAGAAGGUCCUGGAAAUGAGAUGCAAGACUAUUGAUAAUUCUGAUUUUGCAACCCAUUCAGCUGCCUCACCUGAACUCAUUCCAAACACUAACGGCAGCCUGUCCCUGGAAUACAUGUGAGGGGAGGAAUGUUCCUAGUCGGAGAUUUCUCUUUCAUUUCCCACCCUCUAGAGUCAUGUCUUAUGUUAUUUCUUAUUGAUAUUUCAUUUCUUUGGUUAAUUGGUUUCUGUACAGGGUUGGACUAGGGGAAUAGGAGUAAUAGAUAAUGUCGAUCAUAUUUUAGCUGUUAGAGGAAGAUUGUUAGAACUGAAGAAAAAAGGGGUAGAGAUAAUGGAAGUCAAAAGGGUAGGGUCUUAGGUCUAGUAAUUGUAGGUCUCUUUAAGAUUAUUAGGAGUUGGUGUCCCCGUUGUCUUCUUUCUUUUCUUUUUUAUAUCUUGGCAUUCUUUUCAUUUUUUGCUCUUUUUAUAUAUAUCCCUAUCCGUGGGAAUUCUUUUUGCAGUUCAUUUGUAGCACAAAUUCUGAGUUGAGUAAGAAACUUUAAAAUUUGUAAU
Molecule: messenger RNA, 1736 nt
Organism: Gastrolobium bilobum
Lineage: Eukaryota; Viridiplantae; Streptophyta; Magnoliopsida; Fabales; Fabaceae
Product: GATA transcription factor 8-like
Exons: 4
Coding region: 247-1305 (352 amino acids)
Biological process (GO): positive regulation of DNA-templated transcription
Cellular component (GO): nucleus
Molecular function (GO): zinc ion binding; sequence-specific DNA binding
Source: RefSeq, a predicted model, not a curated record